Messenger RNA from Gymnogyps californianus (California condor), 2181 nucleotides. It is a transcript of the gene BBS5, whose product is annotated as Bardet-Biedl syndrome 5. Gene Ontology annotation, cellular component: ciliary basal body; BBSome. The record is from RefSeq and is a predicted model, not a curated record. Gene Ontology annotation, molecular function: phosphatidylinositol-3-phosphate binding. Lineage: Eukaryota; Metazoa; Chordata; Aves; Accipitriformes; Cathartidae. The transcript has 12 exons. The coding region runs from base 1 to 1029 and encodes 342 amino acids. Gene Ontology annotation, biological process: intracellular transport; cilium assembly.
AUGAGCGCGGUGCUGGAUGUGCUGUGGGAGGACAGGGAUGUCCGCUUCGACAUCUCCCCGCAACAAAUGAAAAUGAGACCUGGAGAGGUCCUUAUAGACUGCUUAGAGUCUGUUGAAGAUACCAAAGGAAACAAUGGAGACAGAGGUAGACUGCUUGUAACAAAUUUGCGGAUUGUUUGGCGCUCAUUGUCAUUGCCCAGAGUCAAUCUCUCUGUUGGUUACAACUGCAUUGUAAAUAUAACUACAAGAACUGCCAACUCAAAAUUACGAGGGCAGACAGAAGCUCUGUAUAUAUUGACUAAAUGCAACAAUACACGGUUUGAGUUCAUAUUUACCAAUGUUGUCCCCGGGAGUCCCAGGCUCUUCACUUCAGUUAUUGCUGUACACAGAGCUUAUGAAACUUCUAAAAUGUAUCGUGAUCUGAAGCUGAGAAGUGCGUUGAUUCAAAACAAGCAACUGAGACUAUUACCACAAGAACAAAUAUAUGAUAAAAUCAAUGGAGUUUGGAAUUUAUCAAGUGACCAGGGAAAUUUGGGAACAUUUUUUAUUACUAAUGUGAGAAUAGUUUGGCAUGCAAAUAUGAAUGACAGCUUUAAUGUCAGCAUACCAUAUCUACAAAUUCGUUCAAUAAAAAUAAGAGACUCAAAGUUUGGCUUGGCGCUUGUGAUAGAGAGUUCUCAGCAGAGUGGAGGAUAUGUACUUGGUUUUAAAAUAGACCCUGUGGAGAAACUACAGGAGGCAGUGAAAGAAAUUAAUUCACUUCACAGAGUUUAUUCAGCUAACCCUAUAUUUGGAGUGGAUUAUGAAAUGGAAGAAAAGCCUCAACCUCUUGAAGACCUAACAGUGGAGCAGGUUCAAGAUGAUGUGGAAAUAGAAUCUGAUGAACAUACAGAUGCUUUUGUGGCUUACUUUGCUGAUGAAAACAAGCAACAUGAUCGGGAGCCUGUUUUUUCAGAAGAACUAGGACUUGCAAUAGAGAAGCUAAAGGACGGAUUCACACUCCAGGGACUCUGGGAAGUAAUGACCUGAUUUAGGUUGGCACGCGUUUGUUUCCUAAGCAAGGAAAGACUCUCGUUUCUCACUGGGCUUGUGAGAUGUGUAGAAGAUAAUUUAGAAAUACCAGAGUAGCAGAAAAUGAACAUGCCAAAGCUAAGAGCAGGGAAAUAUUAGCUAAUAUACCCUCAGGAUAUGUCAUAAAGGAAAGAUUAUUCAAAAUCCUCGUAUGUGUAAAAGCUUUGUAUUUAUUACAUUGUUUCUGUAAGUAGUGGGAGGACAACCAAUAUCUAAUAUAAGAAGGGGCAGGGCCCCAGCUGUUGGUGGAAGCCCCGCCCCCUGCAGGUAGUCACAUGUUCCACAAGCCCCAGAAGUCCCGCCCUUCCUCUGGUCACAUGGUGUAAGGACUCGAGAAGUCCCUGCUCUCAGUCUGUCAGGCUACAAGGACCUGGAAGUCCCUCUCCACUACGUGCAUGGUGGCUGCCGUUUUACUUCAGCAGCCAUUAUGUAAAAUGUCAUACCUCACCUUUUCAUACAGUUUGUGAUUGGCUGACUGCAGGUUUUGACGCACUCAUACCCCAGGUGUUGUCAGGCAUGUGAUUGGCAGGACUAGCCAUCCCAUCCUGCUUCCCCCAGGAGGGUGUCAAAGCAGGAAGCCCCCUGCCCUAACAACACAGGGCCUGCCAUGGUGUUUCAGCCACCAUUUUAUGGAAAGUAGCCAGCAUUUUUUUUACAACUUCAUGACCCAUGUGUUUACAUACUGCCCUGUGAUUGGCUGCCAGGACCAGCCACUGCCUGCCAUUUUACAUGGAAGUAUGUCAGAAAAGGAAGCCUCCUCUUCCUACGUACAUGGAUACCACCGUUUGAGAUAGGGCAGUGUGUGGCAUUUAAAUUGAGCAUCAAACUAUAGUAUUCAUGUAUUUAUACACAGUGAUGUACUUUCCAUAAUGAUUAUAUCUAAAUCAAAUUUCCAUAACUUGUUUAAUGUUGUGCAACAUGGAAAUAUCAUCAUAUGCAGAACAUUUUGUAUCUAGGCAUAUUGGCUGUGUCAUUGCAGCGGUGCUGUGUUACUGACAACUUUGACAAAAAGCAAUACUGUUCCAAAUAUUAGUUUUCAUGUCUCAUAGUUUUGUUAAAUGUUCAGCACAUAUCAUUCCAGGUACUUCAUUGUAAUCCAGAUAGCCUCGU